CUUGAGGCUUUCAGCUGUUUGAGGCGUUACCGCUACGCAUCUUGCGCGCAUAUUUUGCCUCGUGGCCCCAUCAAAUUGCAGCCGGCCUGUGCAAUGAGCCAGGUGCUCCAUUGGUUUGGCGUUGAUUCUCGGUCGUUCCAGUGCACCUUCUCAGGGCCGAGCAGCAAGACCACCAGCGGAAAGAGCGGCAAAUCCUAACCAGCGCAUUCAAUGUUCCCAGCUGUGUCUGACAGCUCAACUUCUGGAUGAAUUGUCCGGCGGCGGUGAUGCUGCUGUGCCAGACGUCUUUGAGCGAGCAAUCAUUGCGGAUGCUUAUGGGCUCUACAAAGUGUCUGUUGAAGGUACGGGCCAUGUCCCCGCUAUUUACAUUUGGGAAUGCCUUUCCUGCACUGCAAGAUCGAUGAUCUUUUUUCGCUGACCGACCUACAAUGGGGGAGUGGCAAGGGACGACUGUUUGCCUCACAAGUUCAACAAGCUCUGUUCUCGGCUGCUGCUGCUGCUGUCAUGAGGUCUGGCGGCAAGCGACGUUCAUUCCCCUGCAACCAGUGCCCCUUUGUGGCGACCGACCGGGUCGGGCACGAGCGGCACCAGCGCACGCACACGGGGGAGCAGCCAUUUGCGUGCCCGCUGUGCGGCCGCCGCUUCAACCACAAGUCCAACAUGGCGACACACAUGCGCCGGCACACGGGUGAGAAGCCGUUCCCGUGCGACGCAUGCGGCCGCCAGUUUGGCUUCAAGGUGGCGCUCGUGAAGCACAUGCAAGAAGAGCACGGCACCGAGCCACUCAGGUGCGUCAUCUGCUCGGCGGUGUUUGCCAGCCAGGGCGGACUGGACGCGCAUUCCAGGGGCCACACCGAGGAGCCCCGGUUCCUGUGCAGCCUGUGCAUGCGUCCCUUCAAGCACAAGCGCAACCUGGCACGCCACAUGGAGCUCCACGCCUGGGAGGAGAGGCAGCGAGCCGGCGGCCACAGUCGGCCACCGGUCUACGAGGACUGAGCCGUCUUCCGAUGGGUCUGGGUUCAUUUAUUUUCUGUUCCCUAAGGAUGGCUGUUCUGGCAUAUGGGUGCACACCCAUCCCGAGUAGCAUUGAUGAUACAAGUAAAUCAAGUAUACAGCUAUAUCACAACAAAACAAACAUCUCACUUCAUAACGCCAUUUUAUGUCAGGUUAAGCUGCAGUAAAACCUCGUUAAUACACAACG
Messenger RNA from Dermacentor albipictus, 1201 nucleotides. RefSeq names its product gastrula zinc finger protein XlCGF7.1-like. Lineage: Eukaryota; Metazoa; Arthropoda; Arachnida; Ixodida; Ixodidae. Gene Ontology annotation, biological process: regulation of gene expression. Gene Ontology annotation, cellular component: nucleus. The record is from RefSeq and is a predicted model, not a curated record.